This is a messenger RNA of Prorocentrum cordatum, 1324 nucleotides long. The record is from the annotation of a GenBank genome assembly. Lineage: Eukaryota; Dinophyceae; Prorocentrales; Prorocentraceae.
CACUCCCGUCUUGGCCGCUCCUGGGGGAGAGGAGGAGCCAAUCAUCUCACACGCCUUUGCACCCCCAGCAAGCGGGGGUCGGCGGAUUUUGAUGCGAGCACGGAUCGGAUGGACGGAGAGAACUCGAGGAAGUGGGUGUUUUUCCUUGAUGGUGGUGGCGAGUGCUCAUCGGUAGAGGAAUGCUUGCCCAAGUUGGAGUCGCCCCUCGGUUCGAGCGAUUUCUUCCCGAACAGCAAGUCGGAUCUGCCGAAACUCGCGAGCUGGAAGGAGUCGGUGAACCCAGGAUUCCACAACUGGAAUCGGGUGUUCCUGAUGUACUGCUCCCAGGACCUGUGGACGGGGCAGCACGGCGCGGCGAAGGCUUCGUCGAAAGACCUUCCUCCAGAUGGUGGUCCCCUCCUGCGCUUCCAAGGACACACGAUUCUCAAGGAGGUGCUCGAUUACUUUGACACGGACCUGCAGCACGCCACCGACAUCAUCUUGUCGGGCGAGUCGGCGGGCGGGCUGGGCGUCUUCAACAACAUCGACUACGUGGAGAAGAGGUACAGGGAGUCAGCUGGGAAGGCGAAGAAGCAUCGCACCUCGGUGGUGGCCGCACCCAUUGCGGGAAUGUACUUCUACGCGCAUCCGUUCGAGGGACCAGGACACACGGGCAGUGAUCUGUCCGAUUUCCGCGAGCCCGCUUGGGCUUCACACUACGAGUUCUGGGAUAGCCGAGUGAAUGUUGAGUGCUCGGCGAGGCUGCCACCUCACACCUGUCUCCUCCCGAACAUCACUUUCCCGUUCAUUACCGCGCCAGUCUUCGUUUCGGAGGCGCAGACCGACAAGGUCCAGCUCACCGCACACGAUUGGGUCGACGCGAUUUCGGUGCAGCACCAUGAGCCCCAUGUGAUGGCUUAUUUGGCAGAGUGGCAGAAAAACAUGACUCAGGCCUUGCAUUGCCACGUGCUGGGGAAGUGUUCGAACGGUUGUGAGGCAGGUCAGAGAAGUAUUACCGCGAUUGUGGACCAGCUUCCCAAUAAUGACCUAAUGAGCAUGAAACCAAAGCUCGAGCGCGGCUUUUUCAAUCCAGCUUGCUUUAUCCACACCGAAUUUACUCACGUCGACGGGCCGUGGAUCGGCGACUACAGCUACGCGACGGCGCUCCAAGAGUGGUACUACCAGGACCGCAGCUUUUACUUGGAGGACGGGCCUGAAGUGGGGAUCAUGCAGGGCCAUUGCGCCGCUCAUGGUUAGCUUCUGAGUGCAAGGGUUACCCACCAGGGCGCGACAGUCGGUACGCUUUGAAUGCGCUCAGGCAGAAGCCCUGAGGCUUCGGGGCCCA